CAGUCGAGCGCUUUAUUCACAGCUCAGAAGCGUCCUUGGUGGUACAAUCACUACUGGACGUCCUAACCGCAGAAAACUAGGAAGAAGCGUCAAAAUGGUGAAGAUAUCUUUUCAGCAAGUAACUGCACAAAAGCCGGAAAAGGAGGACGAUGGAGACAAAGAGGAAAUUCACAUGCCCUACUCUCACGGACUCACAGCUUACUACGACAUUGCGUUGGAUAAGUGCUACGUUAUUGAACUCAACACGACAAUCGUCAUGCCACCCAGGAACCUGUGGGAGCUGCUUGUCAAUGUCAAGCGGGGGAUGUAUUUGCCCCAGACCUACAUCAUUCAGGAAGAGAUGGUGGUGACGGGGCGCGUUAGGAACAUGCGUCAGCUGGGACCCUUCAUCCACCGGCUCUGUUACGGAAAAGAAAUCUAUAGACUGAGACGCCGUAGCGGCCAAAGACGCGUCGAUAAGAGGGAGACCAGGAACUGCCACAGCAUCCGGCACUUCGAGAACACGUUUGUCGUAGAGACAAAGAUUUGCGACCGACUCCUGCUGUAGUUUCCUUCCCUUCUCCUCAACUCUACUGAGCAAAACCCCAAAACUGACCCUUCCCCAUCUGUCCAGCUUAACAGCACUUUAUCAGCAUGACAAACCUGUACAUAAUGUUAGAUAAUGCCAUAUUUGUGUGUUUGUUGGUUCAAAUUUUCCAAGGAUAAACUAUAAUGACUUUUUUCACCCAAGUGUGUUUUCUUUUCUUUUUUGUCUUCGUCUAAAUUAGAUUUUGAUUUGCAUAUUCUGAAGCAAACUGUCUAGUUUGUCGUUUCAUUUCACUCUCAGGUUAUUUGUUUUUUUUUUUUUUUUUUUUUUUUCAGUGGGGAAGUUUUCUCAAAUACUGUGAGAUUAGUCUCGGACAUCUGGCAUGCGCUGACAAAUGGUUUGCAUUUAGUUUUUUCUUCCUCUGUAAAGCCUCGGUUUGUGUAGACUGAUGGUUUCAUUUGUUCAUUAUUUUCUGUGUUGGCUAAGAAAUCCAGUAUUAGAAAAUUGUCUUCAAUGCCAAAAGAUGUAUACCUCAUAUUUUAGAAAUGUAUGACUUUAAGCCUGUUAAGUCAUAGCGUGAGUUUUUGAACGUGAUAUAAGCAAUAUAAGUUUUCUUAUCUUGGAUUUCCUAACUUGACAUCCAUUUGUUUGUAGUAUUGUUGGUUAUCUGAGCAGUUUAUCACUCUGUGUGUUGCUCUUUAAUACAUGUGAAUAAAGUUUGUAGAAAAAUGUGAGAAACUAGCCACCGGAUGUUGGUUUGAAAUGUUCCGUUAUCUCUAAGUGCAUUAUGUCUGUACUGAUAAGAACGGGCUGUUCUUUAAGUUGAAGGUGAAUUUUCUUAGGCACAGAAUUCUUUUCCUUGCUGUUCCUAUUCUUUUUUUUAUUUUUUUUUAUGUAUGGUCCAUCCAUGACUAAUGGUAGAUCCUUAGACCUCAUCUGAGGUGGAAUCAUUUCAUUUUGCUUGCACUUUUUCUAAUUGUACCAUUUAUAUGUGUUUGAUCCUCUUCCACAUACUGGUGUAGCAACAACUGGUUUUGUCUGGAAUAAACGAGGCGUUUGAUUUGACGCACUCUAUUCUGCUGCUUUGUGAAUAAUAAUCGCUUGUAAAAAUCCAUCAAUAAACUGC
This is a messenger RNA of Sinocyclocheilus rhinocerous, 1652 nucleotides long. RefSeq names its product integral membrane protein 2C-like. Gene Ontology annotation, biological process: negative regulation of amyloid precursor protein biosynthetic process. NCBI's taxonomy places the organism in Eukaryota, Metazoa, Chordata, Actinopteri, Cypriniformes, Cyprinidae. Gene Ontology annotation, cellular component: extracellular exosome; Golgi apparatus; plasma membrane. The record is from RefSeq and is a predicted model, not a curated record. The transcript has 4 exons. Bases 95 to 547 code for a protein of 150 amino acids. Gene Ontology annotation, molecular function: amyloid-beta binding.